AUGGCCCUCGCCGACCAGGACGAGUCCGUGCGGAUCGCCGUCCGUGCGCUCGGCGACAUGCGCAGCGGCGCGAACGCCUCCUCGCCCUCGACCUCGUUCCAGACGACCCCCGCCCUGUCCGUGACCUCGGUGGCGUCGAGCCCGUCCCUGCCCUCGCCGCAGCUCGUGGACGAGGACGCGCGCGACGAGCAGCGCCUCCGCGGCCGGGCUCUCCGCGGCGCGACCCGGCCCCGCGCCGACGGUGCGGACGACGACGCCGAGAUGGCCGCCGCAGACGGGCGGGGCGAGGACGCGGAGUGGAAGAGCCUGUCGUCGCGGAUGACGAGCCUGCCGAUCGUGACCACGGCGCUGCGCGCGUACGAGCACAGCAAGGCGAGCUCGCGCGUGGUCAAGUACGGCGCGGAGAUGAUGGAGUCCUCCGUCAAGUCCAUCUCUCGCCCGGUGAUGGACCGCCUGCCCGUCGCACAGCUCGACGAGUUCGCGUCGAGGCAGCUCGACAGGCUGGGCAGCUAUACCCGCCGACCGCCGAGCCGCGAUGCACGGUCCGACUCGGUGGACGCGCCGGAUCCUAGGAGACCAUGGGAGUCGAGAGAACCGUCGAUGAGCCGCACAGAUAGCUCGUCGAGCGACCGUUGGUCGAGGGAAGAGGACGAUAUGCGGUCGAGACCAUGUGACUUCAUGCAAAGUCGGACCCCUACCCCACAUUCCUCAACGGGCUCACAGCCGGAGCGGCCGACGCUGCCACCAGCCUCGACGCUCACCCAGCAGGCGGACGCACACGAGAGCCAGCAGGUCGCACAGCGCAGCCGGUGGCAAGCUGUAUUCCUGGAAGCCGGCGGUAUUAGUGCUGCGUUGAGCGAAGAGAGCAUGCGGCGGUUGCGGUACUGCCUGCAAUGGCUGCAGUAUGCCACAACGCAGAUAGACGCUCAGAUACUCGUCCUCCGCAACUUCAUCGUCUCUCUCCAGCCCGAAGGCACCCCGCACGGCACCCCGAUAUCGGCCCAACAUCUGCGCACGCUGCAGACGGCGAAGCGCGACGUCGUCGACACCAUCCGUCAGGUCGUCGAGGUCGUCAGUCGGUAUGCGGGCGGUGCGCUCCCGGAGCCGGCGCGGUCACGCGUGCGCUCGUUCAUCCUGUGUCUUCCGCGGAGAUGGGCCGUCGCUGCCAACACUGGACUCGAAGGCACGGGCCCUCCCCCAGCGGCGUCUUCAGGGCAAGGGCACGACGUGCGAGGCGAGAGCUCUGCCACCUCCUCGUCUUCGUCGAGGGGAAGGCAUAGAGGGAACGCGCCGUACAGCUACGGUCCCGGAGAAGCGGGACCCGCACCGCGAUCGCGGCCCGCGUCCCGCGCCACUUCGCCUGCGCGGGGACCGACAAGAACGCAUUCGAGGCAGACGAGCACCGCUACGGGCGGGGCGCCGCCAACGGUCGACGCUGCGAACCAGGCCGCACAGAAAAUCAUGACGCUCGCGACGGAGAGUCUGGACAUGCUGCGUGGUGUGACUGCCGUCUUCAAGGACAGCUUGGAGCGCGCUGACAUCUGGGUUGAGCGCCUGCGCGUUGUCGGCCUCCAACGUGGUCAAAAUCCCAACGCAGAAGGCGACGCCGACACGGACCCGAUGCUCAACUUCCGCGAGAACCAGCUCCCUCCCUUCCCCCUCCACGCACGCGACCACCGCUCGCGCACACCGUCGUCCCCGCUCUCCCCCUAUGCGCCCCUCACGCCCACUACUCCCGGGACCGCCUCGCAAUCGGGCUACUCCAGCCCGUUCUUCCCUCUCCCCCGUUCCUCGAGCGCGAGCUCCCUGACGGGCCUCCCGCCGUUCCCCGGGCCGCUCAACCUCGCCCCGCCGCCGUUCGACGCGCCCUCGCCUGCAGGGGUGAACCUCGACCGGCUCUCACUCUCGAGCGGCCACUCGGACGCGGGCUCGCGGCUCGCGACGCCCAAGAGCGCGCUGCUCGGGUUCGCGGCGGAGGGCGAGUACCUGUACCUCGACCGCGACCGGCACGGCGGGGCGCGCGGGGAGAAGCGGCGGAGCGACGCGGACGAGGGCGACGCGGCGGUGCUCGCGGCGACGGCGCUCGCGGGCCUCGCGGGCGCGGCGAACGGGGUGCCGGCGAAGCGGAUAAAGCAGGAGGAGCGCGAGGUCGGGAUGGACGUCGACGGAUGA
Molecule: messenger RNA, 2172 nt
Organism: Epithele typhae
Lineage: Eukaryota; Fungi; Basidiomycota; Agaricomycetes; Polyporales; Epitheliaceae
Product: Opi1-domain-containing protein
Exons: 7
Coding region: 1-2172 (723 amino acids)
Biological process (GO): phospholipid biosynthetic process; endoplasmic reticulum unfolded protein response; regulation of transcription by RNA polymerase II
Cellular component (GO): nucleus; endoplasmic reticulum
Molecular function (GO): transcription corepressor activity
Source: RefSeq, a predicted model, not a curated record